AUGGUUCUCAUCCUGGUUUGUUUGACUAUUCCCCAAUCCGAGCUUUACCUGCUUGCUCACCCUGCCUGGCCCUUCUUGAGUCAGACUUCCAUCAACCUCACAAUAUCCUCAUCGAUACCCGAGCUUACAAUGGCAUCCGACGACCCACUUUGCGAUUCCCUGCCGUCCAUCUUUCGGCCCAGAGUCCGUGAUGGGAUGAUCGUUGUGCGCCGACCUGCGAACAAUAACGACACCGCUCUCUUCUGGGUUAGCACCUACUUCGUUCUAAAUGGAGCCAAUGAGGCCGUCGCCAUGGACUACCCUGCUUUCCUUACCGACCUAGAAGCCCUCCUUCAAUACGACCCAGAAUUGGAUGAGAUCCAAUUCCAUGUGCCCUCCCUAUACCGACGUGUGCCUUUGGACCCUACUUUGCGUGACACAAGCAAUGUCCAAGACCUACAGCCCGAGGUAGGCAUUGUUCGUACCUACAACCAGUGGCUCGCAGCCUUGGCGGCGAUGCAAAACUCUCAUCUGAUACGGGAAUCGAGCAUCGAAUACGUGCUCCGGAAUGGGUUUGUGACUAGCUCUGUUCGCCACAGUGUUCUACCUGUGGCUGCGUCCCAGUUUUUCAUUGUGCGAAUUGCAGGUAUCAUGUCUUCAGUCCGCCCAACUGACACUACAGCCUUUGUCUCUGAUAAUUAUGCUUUAGACGCGGAAGUUCCGAACCAAGAAGAAGCUGACAACCGUGGUCAAACUUAA
Messenger RNA from Penicillium robsamsonii, 738 nucleotides. RefSeq lists its product as uncharacterized. Lineage: Eukaryota; Fungi; Ascomycota; Eurotiomycetes; Eurotiales; Aspergillaceae. The record is from RefSeq and is a predicted model, not a curated record. The coding region runs from base 1 to 738 and encodes 245 amino acids. The transcript has a single exon.